Pteronotus mesoamericanus is the source of this 681-nucleotide messenger RNA. It is a transcript of the gene CISD3, whose product is annotated as CDGSH iron sulfur domain 3. The record is from RefSeq and is a predicted model, not a curated record. The transcript is spliced from 4 exons. Gene Ontology annotation, molecular function: 2 iron, 2 sulfur cluster binding. Lineage: Eukaryota; Metazoa; Chordata; Mammalia; Chiroptera; Mormoopidae. Gene Ontology annotation, cellular component: mitochondrion. The coding region runs from base 74 to 448 and encodes 124 amino acids.
GCGGGAAGGUGACCCGGCUGCGGGGCGGAGCCGGCAUUGCGUGGCGCGGCGUGCCGUGGCGGCCCGGGCCAGCAUGGGUGGCGUGGGCGUGCUCCUGCGUCCAGUGGCCUGGAAGCUGAACCAGAGGCGCGACAUCUCCUCUUGGCUAGCCAAAUGGUUCCCGAAAGUCCCAGCCAAGUCCGUGGUGGCCCUGAAAACACCCAUCAAGGUGGAACUAGUGGCAGGGAAAACCUACAGGUGGUGUGUGUGUGGCCGCAGCAAGAAGCAGCCCUUCUGUGACGGCUCCCACUUCUUCCAACGAACUGGCCUUUCCCCACUCAAGUUCAAAGCCCAGGAGACCCGAACAGUGGCCCUAUGUGCCUGCAAGGCCACUCAGAAGCCUCCAUACUGCGAUGGCACCCACAGGAAUGAGAGGGUGCAGAAGGCAGAAGUGGGCUCUCCACUCUGAGCAGGUGGCUGCUGCUCAGCCCCAGGCCUCUCUGACAGGUGUCGCCUUUGUGGGGAAGGAAGGUGAGUGCCAAGCUCAAGAAAGGAUCAUCCACGGAUCGUACCCACAGCUGGCUUAUAAAGGACUUGCCUCCCAUUAACCCUGAGGUCUCUAAUCCGGUGCCUCUGGCCAACAGUCCCUGCUUUAACACCUGCUGCCGGUGAAGAUGGCAUUAAACAGGCCUGCUGUCCAGA